AUGGCCGUGUCCAAGCUCGACUUGACGUCGAGCGACUCCGCGACGCGCGUGAGCAAUGCGCUCAACUUGGGCAGGAUGGCACGGGCCGAUGAACCUCUCCUGACAAGGCUUCCUCGAUUUCGACUGCUGUCGACCCUCGUGGAUCGACUGAACGGGGUGGUGGGCAAGAACGAAGUUGCGAAACCCGCCGACAUUGAGAGCAGCUUGCACUUCAAUCUCCUUGGCUUCUCGGGCGCCUUCAGUAGAUCACAUGUCGACUACCUGGUCGGAACUUGGGUCAGGUGCCUCUUCGGCAGUAAAGUGUGGAUGAUUGCCUCCCAGAUGCAAGAGGAGGACUGGCAGCGUUUCGCGCGCGACGGCUGCAACUGGUCGCCAGAGGGUAAAGGACGUAUCCUGGUCUUGGAGCAGGACGAUGUUCUCUUGAUGCCGCCCGGUCUCCGCACCGUCCACGCCGUCCUCACUCCCGAGCCGAGUCUCGUGGAAGGCGGUAUGCUGUGGGACGAGGUCACCAUCCCACAAAUUCUCGAGGGACUGUUAUGGAUCGGCAAGAACCAGGCGUGCACCAACGAGCCGGUGGCUUAUCAGUUGCCCGGAAUCAUCGAUGCCCUCGAGCAAUGGGCCGAGCAGUUCUUGGACACCUCCUCGAGCGAAGACGAGCAAGAUGUCGAGUAUACGAGCGCGGUGAGGGACGGUAUUCGCGCUUUGCGUGCGUUGGGCUGUGCGUGCGGGUUGCGAUGCGAGAGCUCUGCAGAUUGCAUUUGCAAGCGUGAGCAGCGUCGGUGCACUUCUUGGUGUCUGCGGCACCCCCUCUUGCAGCCUCGCGAGAUGCGCGACGACGAAAGCGCACCCCGGGGUGCACGUACAAAGAACAAGGACGGAGGGAGCUUUUACUGUAUGCACGAUUGA
This is a messenger RNA of Zasmidium cellare ATCC 36951, 906 nucleotides long. RefSeq lists its product as uncharacterized. Bases 1 to 906 code for a protein of 301 amino acids. NCBI's taxonomy places the organism in Eukaryota, Fungi, Ascomycota, Dothideomycetes, Mycosphaerellales, Mycosphaerellaceae. The transcript has a single exon. The record is from RefSeq and is a predicted model, not a curated record.